CGGCAGGGCGCAGCGUCGAGUUCAAGCGGCCGUGUCGGGGGCGCGGGCGGCGGCACUGCUGCUCGCCGGGUGCUGAGCAGAGGCGGCGGGCGAGGCGAAGCCACCGGCCGGGCCGGAGGGCGCCUCGGCUCCGCCGGGGCCCGCGGCGCGGGUCCCUGGACCGAGGAGGAGGCGGCGCCCCUGGCUGCCCGGUGCUUGCCCGGAGGAGGCCCGCGGGCGGAGGUUCCCUACCGCAGCGUCCCCGCCGCACCUCCCGGAGAGGCCGCCAGAGUCCCCGCAGUGCCGGGGGUGCCCUCCGCCUCCCCCGUCCUCACCUGCGCAGGCCGCCUGGCACCAGGUGCGGGGGCGUGUGCACGGCGAGGGCACCUCCCACGUCGCCAGCGGGGCGGGGGCGGGGCCGCCCGCCACCCUUGGUCUCACCGGCCCGCCCGGCCCGCGGCGUUAGCUCCCGAGGCCCGCGGCUCGGGAUGCUGCGGGUCCGCGCCGCCGCUCGCGCGCCGCCCGCCGCCCCAGCGCUUGCCCCCCGGGCCAUGCCUCACUGUUUACAUGCUGGUGAAGUCCCGGACCGCCCCGAGCCCCUCCGAACCCCGGCUCCCCGAGGGUGAAGCCAGCCCGCCUGCGAACUGGACUGGUCGUUCUGACCUGGGGCUCCGGACUCAGAUCCUCGCCCGCUCGGCCGCCUCCGCCACCAUCUGGGCGGGAUCCAGUUCUGGUGUUUUUGAGGAGGGGGUGUGGUGUAGGGAAAGGAGUCCUGGGGAUUUCUACCCCCUCCCUUUUAUUUGGCCUUCGGGGCUUCAGACUCAGGGAACUCGCCCAUGGCUUUCUUGAUGAAGAAGAAGAAAUUCAAAUUCCAAACCACUUUCACCCUGGAGGAGCUGACGGCCGUCCCGUUCGUGAACGGAGUCCUCUUCUGCAAGGUCCGGCUGCUGGAUGGCGGGGAUUUUGUCAGCUUGUCGUCAAGGGAGGAGGUGCAGGAGAACUGCGUGCGCUGGCGGAAGAGGUUCACCUUCGUGUGUAAGAUGAGUGCCAACCCAGCCACAGGCCUGCUAGACCCUUGCGUCUUCCGUGUGUCUGUGCGCAAGGAACUGAAAGGCGGGAAGGCUUAUUCUAAGCUGGGCUUCGCCGACUUGAACCUCGCAGAGUUUGCGGGCUCGGGCUCCACGGUACGCUGCUGCCUGCUGGAGGGAUAUGACACGAAGAACACCCGCCAGGACAACUCCAUCCUCAAGGUCACCAUCGGUAUGUUCCUGCUCUCUGGAGACCCCUGCUUCAAAACGCCACCGUCCACUGCCAAGUCCAUCUCCAUCCCAGGCCAGGACUCCUCCCUGCAGCUGACGUGUAAAGGUGGUGGGACCAGCGGCGGUGGUGGCAGCGGCACCAACUCCCUGACAGGGUCCCGGUCCUCCAAGGCCCGACCUACGAUCCUGGGUUCAGGGCUGCCAGAGGAGCCAGACCAGAACCUGUCCAGCCCCGAGGAAGUGUUCCACUCCGGCCACUCCCGCAACUCCAGCUAUGCCAGCCAGCAGUCCAAGAUCUCUGGCUACAGCACGGAGCACUCCUGCUCCUCCAGCCUCUCGGACUUGACCCACCGCCGCAACACGUCCACCAGCAGUAGUGCCUCUGGUGGCCUCAGCAUAGCCGUGGAGGGCCCAGAGGGUGGUGAGCGGGAGCAUCGGCCUCCCGAAAAGCCACCGCGGCCUCCCCGGCCUCUGCAUCUGUCAGACCGCUCAUUUCGGCGGAAGAAGGACUCGGUGGAAAGCCACCCAACGUGGGUGGACGACACGCGGAUUGAUGCGGACACCAUUGUGGAGAAGAUCAUGCAGAGCCAAGACUUCACAGAUGGCAGCAACACGGAGGACAGCAACCUCCGGCUGUUCGUGAGCCGCGAUGGCUCCACCACUCUGAGUGGCAUCCAGCUGGCCAACAGGGUCUCCUCUGGGGUCUUCGAGCCAGUCGUGAUCGAAAGCCAUUGAGGAGCAGGUGUGCCAACUGGAGAAUGGCCCUGCCUUCUUGGUUAUCCAGACCCACAUCAUUCCAUGAGGAACCUUCCCCUUCGGAUCCGCGCCGCAUCUCCUCUGUGCCUCGUCCAUGUACUCUAGCCCACUCCUGUUCCCAAAGCAUAAUUCCAUUGUCCUCCCAUCCAUGUGGGGACCCUCCCAGCCCAUGAGGGCCUGGGCACCACUGUGAAUAUUCUCUGAACCACUAGAGGGCAGGACAAGUGGGCCCAGGCUGCAGGGGGAAAGACAGAGAGGGUCAAGAUUGUCCCUGCCAGAGACUGACCUGGCCCCCAGCCACAGAUGCGCAGCAGCUGCUCAACAUGUGGGGGUGCUUGUAGCAGAGGGGUUUCUCCCCCUGUGACUCACUUCAGGAGCACCAGCUUUGGCCAGGCCCCAAAAAGGCCUUGCUCCAUUGCUUCCAGGUCCUCGGGGGACCAGACCAUCCCCAGAAUCCUGCCACCUGUGACCCACUGCUUAGUACUUCAACUGUCCCUUCCCUGUGUCCUGGGGGAACCGCUGGCGGCCUCUUCCUGGGAGCCAAGACCUCAGACCCUACCCACACUCCAGAUGAGACCCCCGCCCCCUGGUGAUGUUCUGCUGCCCUGGCAGCCUGCACUUUGCACAUGCACAGUUCAUCAGGCCCCUUCCCUGUCCCCCUACCGCCUUCCCAAGGACUCCUGGGUGCUGCUGCUGUGCGGUCAGAGGCCUUGGUCAAGCAGCCCGGCUGGAACGUGGCUCUGCCUCUGCUCUCCUAGCCCAGCUCAGGCCUGAGCUUACGGUACCCUCUGCCCAGGGCUGGAUCCUGAGCAACUGGCUUUCCUGCAGGAAGGACUAGAGCCCAGCAGGGCUGGGCAAGCAGAGUCCCCUGUCUCUGCCCUCAGGUCAGCUGGCCAGGCUGAUGCCAUGCUGGAGAGGCAAGUAGGCUGGGACCCGACUGGCUGGAGCUGGCUCCCUGCCAGACAGGUCUCGGCCCUCCUCUGUAAGCAUUCCCCACCUCUGGGUUCAGGAGAGGUAGGGUCCCUCAGGGGCCUGCUAUCCCAGUGGGGAGCAGACUGGCCCUGCCCCCGCCCUGCCCUUGCUAAAGCCCCUGCUCUCAGCACUUUGGCCCGUGGUCCUUGUAUUUGCUUGAAGGAGUUCUGGCUGCCAGCCAGGCCCUGGACAGACUUCUCUGCCCCCUAAGGUUCUCUCAUUUUUUAUAAACCCAGCGGGCUGGUGUUUACUUAGCCCUAUAGGGUUUUUCCUUCCUUUUUCUUUUUUCUCUUUUUAUUUUAGUUCUUAGUUCGAUGUUUCCUCCUCCCCCGUUGAGGGGAGGUGCCUCUUCUCUUCCCCCACCUGCUGGCUGGGUCCCAGCAGGGCUGUGGAAGCGGUGGGGCUGGAGCCAGGGUGCUGGUUCUCUCUGGGCAGAGUGUAGGUGUCCUCCCCAGGUGGGAGGGUUCCUUGCCCAGUCCCCGGCUGCCCCAGCUAGCAAAAGUGGGGGUUUGGAGCAUCCUGGCAUUGGGACCAGAACAUUUCCGGGGUUUUUGUCGUCAUUGUCUCAGUCACCUAAUAACUCUUUAGAAACUGAAUGUUAGAAGGUGCUUGCCGGGGUGACAGAGCAUGGGCUCUGGUUGGAGAAGACUGUGUUCAUUGGAGUCUUUUCUACCUGGCAGAGACCUGGCACUUUAAAAGGAAGCUCUCUCAGAUGAGGUGACCCCCUGGAACAUGGGGAAACUGUGUCUGACCUCACCCAGCCCAGGGGAGGUACAGUCAGGGUCUAAUUUGGGUCUGAUUCAGAGUUCUGGGGCUUUAGGCACACAGCAGCUAGAUUUGAUGCUGUGGGGAAGACUGCCAAACCAGGAGCUGCAGCCCCCCUCAAGCUAAGGUUUGAGCUGGAUGGUCACCCCAGAAGACAGCCUGCCACUUCCUCCCAGGCCAGGCCCUGGGCCAGGGUAACAGGGCUGAGAAUUUAACCACAACCAAAUGAAGGCUGGCUAGAGCCAGAGGCCUGGAGCUCUGGCCUCAUCCCCACAUGAGAGCCAUUUCUUCAGACCUCAGGUCCCCUCAAUCUCAGUGAAUUCCCACCAGGUACCCACAGUGCCUGGACUUCAAAUUCUAUAUAUAGAGAGAAAGAAUAUAUUAAGAGAUAUUUUUGGAAAGGAAUUGAUCUGUGCAAUGCCAGUCUGGAAUCUUCUUGAAAGACAGUUUAACGUUUUUACCAGGAGAUUUAAAGAAAAUAAAGGUCUAUGCUAUUUUUAGGGUUCUUUAUUUUCUAGUUACCCCACCAAUGAUCUGCCAGGAUGGAGACUGUCCCUGUUUCCUGUCUCUAGGGAGGAGAUAGAAGAGGGGCAUCAUGGGUUGUUUGUUGUCUCUUGUUUUUAAUCCUCCUUUCUAACAAUGUUGCCACCACUGCUCCCUGUUCUGUGGGCUGUUUGUAUCUCUGUCCCAGCUUCUGUCAUAGAAAAUAACAUUGUAAGGGGAAAUCAGCCUAGUGUCAGUGUCUCGGUUUUGGGGGGAUUAAAUAUUGCAUUUUUUGUUUA
This is a messenger RNA of Sciurus carolinensis (gray squirrel), 4513 nucleotides long. RefSeq names its product estrogen-induced osteoclastogenesis regulator 1 (gene Eeig1). NCBI's taxonomy places the organism in Eukaryota, Metazoa, Chordata, Mammalia, Rodentia, Sciuridae. The coding region runs from base 816 to 1973 and encodes 385 amino acids. The record is from RefSeq and is a predicted model, not a curated record. The transcript has 11 exons.